AUGUCUGAUCACAAUCUCUUGAAUUGGCCUCAACAUGAAUCCCCGAACAACAGCUACGAGAUGCAGCAAACCGUGGGCAACAAGUACGGCUUCGAGUCAACCUACCAACUUAUCAGUCCUUACCCCUCGAAUCAAAAUUGGAAGCCUAGCUUCUUCAAGAGUAUUCCGUGGUCCGGCCUUGCUGGGAUUGUCGUUGCCAUUGUCUCUGCUGCAGGCAUUAUCGCCACUUUGUCUUCGGCCAGCGGAAAGGAGGUCGAUUCAUGGCCGACUCAAGAUAGACCAAUUCAACUAGCGGUGGCACUCGCCGUCCUUACCGCCAUCGCCAACAUCGGGCUUGGUGUCGCUUUCCAUGAAGGCAGAGCACUCACCUGGUGGAUCAAAAUGUCUCAAGGCGCGACGCUCGCAGAAAGCCAUCGCUAUUGGGAACACGGUUCGAGUGCCUUUCAGUCAGUCUUGGGACUAUUGCGCCUAAAUGUCAGCAAGAUCACACUCGUGUCAAUUCUGAUGGCAGUCACCAUUGCCAAUGGACCUCUGAUUCAACGAGCAGCCCGCAUCAUGCCUGACACUCGCACGCAGCCGGCAACCUUCCACGCUGCUCUUUCGACAGGCCAGUUCAGUCAGCCAACAGGACUCUACAUGACCCGGGCACAUGCUCUUAGUACUCUGAUAACCAACUUCUCACGUAUCUUACGCGCCUACACCAACCAGGAUCCUAUCAAGCUCGACCUUGAGGGCUGUCAAGGCACUUGCUCAGGUGUUCUCGUCGGUGCAGGCUUUGAUAUCGACUGCACUCGCAGCAGUCAGAGCUAUUUCAUCGAUAAAAAGCCAGGCGAGUCGUGGGUGGUUGGCGGCAUUCAGAUUACCGACAACGGCCUUAACGUCCCAACGAUGUUGCAUCUCGACACUACUUACAAGGGAGCGAUCGGCGACGAAGGAGACCUCACCGUGACAACCUGUAUCCUACACAGCGCAAUAGUCCGGUAUCCUUUCAGCUACGCCAAUGGCACUGUUACACUCCGAGGGUCCAGUCCAACCGUGGACGGGAUAGUCAAUCGGACCGAGAAGCUAAUGUAUCCCAAUAUGGAGACUUCGGGUUUGGGAACAUGGCCGUCGUUACUCGGAGGCUUUUCAUUCGCCCUUUCCUCCAUGUUCAGUAGCAAUGUGACUCUUUACUUUACGGGUAUCCUAGCCCUGCAAGGUAAAGGACCCAUGGGCUAUACUUACAUGAACUCGAGCGACGCUGAAAUGGGAACAACAAACAUGACUUGGUCUGAUCCGACGCCACCCAUCCUCGAAACCUUCCGUGAGCUGGCCUUCCGUACAGCGAUAACCUUCUCCAACUCGACCUUUAAGCAGGCGGUUCAAGGGUCACAAGUGCGAACUACGACCAAGUACGCCAUCAAUAAAGAAUAUCUUGCUGCAUCGCUAGCUACUACUUUUGCUGGCGCCGUGGCCGUCAUGUUUCUAUAUCACGGCUUCUGGCGCCUUGGUCGACCUGUAACUAUGAGUCCUCUAGAGACAGCUAAUGCAUUCCAUGCACCGGUGAUACAUAGCGUAGACGGACUCAAGACAGCGGAUGAUCUCGGAAGACACUUCAAGAAUACAGUGGUUAAAUAUGAGAUUGGAGAAGGGAAGAUAAUAGCCAGGGGGCAAUGA
Messenger RNA from Fusarium falciforme, 1656 nucleotides. RefSeq lists its product as hypothetical. The transcript has a single exon. The record is from RefSeq and is a predicted model, not a curated record. Lineage: Eukaryota; Fungi; Ascomycota; Sordariomycetes; Hypocreales; Nectriaceae. The coding region runs from base 1 to 1656 and encodes 551 amino acids.